GCAGUUCUCUCUCUUUCUUGGGUUUCUUCCAGUUUAUCAUCAUAUAUAUUCUCUCUGUUUGUUAGAGAGGGAGAGGGAGAGGGAUCAGGGAGAUAGAGAGAGGGAAUUGCAGUUGAAAUGGUGGAUCUCCAGACGGUGUGUUGCAUGUGCGGCGAUGUGGGUUUCCCUGACAAGCUCUUCCGCUGCUACAAAUGCCGUAACCGCUUUCAACAUUCGUACUGCAGCAACUAUUAUAGCGAAUUUUCUGGGCCAAUAGAAGUGUGCGAUUGGUGCCAAAGCGAGGAGAGAAGUACCAAACACGGGAGCUCUUCCAAGAAAUCAACAACCGGACACGAACCCGGCGGAGUCGGUAGGCGAUCCGAGUAUUCGGUUGACAAAAUCAAGAAUCACGAUCGCCAAGAAAGCGGCAGCGGCUGGGGCAGCGCAGAGAAGACGAGGAUUCCCGGCGGCGGCGUACCUUCUCCUCGGUCAGGUACGAGGAGGUACAAGCUUCUCAAGGAUGUUAUGUGCUAGAAAAAAGGAAUUAAUAUAAGCCAAAAAAAAAAAUCUUCAAAAGAAGGGCAAGAAGAAGAAGAAGAAGAAGAAGAAGAAGAAGAAGAAGAAGAAGCAACUGCGUUUUGAUGCUAGUAAGUGUGUGUCUAUUGUAAGCCUUUCUUUGCGUGCUAUGUUUUUCAGGGAGUUUUGUAAAUAAAAAUAAAACUUUUUAUGAAUCCAAUCGGUGGCACAAGUUUUUAGGUCUUU
Molecule: messenger RNA, 741 nt
Organism: Tripterygium wilfordii
Lineage: Eukaryota; Viridiplantae; Streptophyta; Magnoliopsida; Celastrales; Celastraceae
Exons: 2
Coding region: 118-513 (131 amino acids)
Source: RefSeq, a predicted model, not a curated record